AUGACCUUGCUUAAGAUGCCCUUGCUUAAGAUGCCCUUGCUUAAGAUGGCCUUGCUUAAGAUGGCCUUGCUUAAGAUGGCCUUGCUUAAGAUGCCCUUGCUUAAGAUGCCCUUGCUUAAGAUAGCCCUGCUUAAGAUGGCCUUGCUUAAGAUGGCCUUGCUUAAGAUGCCCUUGCUUAAGAUGGCCUUGCUUAAGAUGGCCUUGCUUAAGAUGGCCUUGCUUAAGAUGGCCUUGCUUAAGAUGCCCUUGCUUAAGAUGGCCUUGCUUAAGAUGGCCCUGCUUAAGAUGGCCUUGCUUAAGAUGGUCAUGCUUAAGAUGGCCUUGCUUAAGAUGGUCAUGCUUAAGAUGGCCUUGCUUAAGAUGGCCUUGCUUAAGAUGGCCUUGCUUAAGAUGCCCUUGCUUAAGAUGCCCUUGCUUAAGAUGGCCUUGCUUAAGAUGGCCUUGCUUAAGAUGGCCCUGCUUAAGAUGACCUUGCUUAAGAUUGGCCUUGCUUAA
Procambarus clarkii (red swamp crayfish) is the source of this 495-nucleotide messenger RNA. RefSeq lists its product as uncharacterized. NCBI's taxonomy places the organism in Eukaryota, Metazoa, Arthropoda, Malacostraca, Decapoda, Cambaridae. The record is from RefSeq and is a predicted model, not a curated record.